This is a messenger RNA of Mesorhabditis belari, 825 nucleotides long. NCBI's taxonomy places the organism in Eukaryota, Metazoa, Nematoda, Chromadorea, Rhabditida, Rhabditidae. The record is from the annotation of a GenBank genome assembly.
AUGCAAAAGUUUUUCAAAAAAAAAACGUGCCCGCGUGGUCGUGCCUACGGCUACUCGACGGUGAACAUCGUUUAUGAAUGGUGCGGGAUUGGGACAAAACCCGGUUGCAUGCCGGUAAAGGUGGACGACAAAAUCGAGCUGCCGUCCUACAAUUUCUCUGAGCAUUGUAUCAACAGCACAAUCGCUAAGCUAUCAUCGGGUUCAUAUUCACGAUUGAAAGUAUGGUUUCUUUUCGAUCGCGAAUCCGGUUUUUAUAUGUUACAAAUUUUUGUCCCUGCUGCUCUCGUUGUCGGGAUUAGCUGGGUAUCUUUCUGGAUUAAUCGUGAUUCAGCACCAUCAAGAACGAUUAUUGGUGUGAUGACAGUGCUCACGGAAACUCAUUUGAUGACGGGCACAAAUCGUCGUUUACCACCAGUUGCUUACAUAAAGGCUGUUGAUGUCUAUCUGGGUUUCUGCUAUCUUUUGGUGGUGUUCGCGUUGAUUGAAUACGCUUGUGUCGCGUAUACGAAGAAAAAAAAUGAGGAUCGACGCAGGAGACAGAAAAAAUCCGAUUUCAAACCGCCGAGCUUGCAAACGCCGGAUCUUCUGCAAGAUGCCCGUCUGGCUGAGUGCACUUGCAACACUCAGCAAUCGAUUGUGGCCAUCGUGAAGCGGCCAAGCAAAUUCUGCAUCAAACACUCGCACAUCGAUAUCGCCGCUCGAAUCAUCUUUCCUGGCACUUUCCUAAUCUUCAACUUGAUCUUUUGGUUGAUCCUGUUGACGAAAACGAAUCGAAUGCCUUACAACGUCAUUCAAGGCUCUCGUUGUAAUCUCAUGCCCGCCGAA